This is a messenger RNA of Effrenium voratum, 3044 nucleotides long. The record is from the annotation of a GenBank genome assembly. NCBI's taxonomy places the organism in Eukaryota, Dinophyceae, Suessiales, Symbiodiniaceae.
AGCCCGAAGCUAUAUCGUAGGUCCCUUGCGCCGGCAAACCAAAAAUCAUGGGCGAAGCUGUGCUUAUGAGAUCCUCGCAAUGGCGGUAGCAUGGCGGUGGCCAAAGAGCUGCACGACAAAGAGGAGCUGCGGUACCUGGAGUAUUGGUGCAAGCUGACCUUCCGCUCUGUGGACCUUCACGUGAGGAACGCCUGGUCCUUCUCAGAGCCCACGGACUUAGAGAAGCUGCGGGUCCUCGCAGAGCAGCUGGAAGGCCCGAUCGUGCACAGCUUCAUCGAUGUGGAGGACAUAACUGGGCAGUCGACUCCUGGCCAAGACUGGCACCAGCUCGUUGAGGCGGGGUAUUUGGACGUGGACUGGCGGGACGUGGAGUUCCCGGUGGGGUCCCUGGAGUUUCCCCGGAGUCGGCGCGGUGAGGCCAAGGCCUUUCUGCUGUGCAAGGUGGCCCUGGGUCGGGCCUCCACGGUGAGGGAGGACACCCCGCCAAAGUUCCCGGAGUUCUUCUCCUCCUGCUUGGUGCGGUCCGCCGCGUCCACGCUGGCCGCCCGGGCUCGGGGCGCCGAUCACGCGGAUCCGGUGACAGACUGGCAGCAGGUCUACCGGGUCCGGGGCCGGGACCAAGUGCUGCCGUAUGCGGUUUGCGAGGUCGUGUUCCAGGAGCAUCGCGCAGUGGCCAAGCCGCUGAUUUGCGAGCACUGCGAACAGCGACCAGCCUCUGUCUAUUGUAAGAAUGACAAUGCUCACUUCUGCACUGCGUGCGACACCUCCCACCACUCAGAGAACGAGUUCUUCGCUCGCCACCAGCGGUUCUCUAUGGAGCACUCCCCGCUGCAGUUCGGCUUUUGUCGAUACCAUCCUUCCGAGCGCCACGAGAGCCUGUGCUUGGAAUGCAAGACGAUGCUUUGCCGGAUGUGUAACAAAUUCGGAGACCAUGCGCGCAAAGAGCACGAGGGCCAUCCCUUGGUGUCCACCGUCGAGGCGUUUCAGCAGGCCAUGCUCGCGAGCACCGACUCGGACACGAGGCAGGCGAAGCACAAGACCUCGCUGCGUGAGGCCAUGCAGGAGAGGCACUUCCAACUGAUGGAGGUGCACGCCAACUUCGAGGAGACCCAGCAGCAGAUGGACGUGGUCUUGCGCGGCGCCUUAGAGCAGCUGGAGCGCGCGCAGAGUCGCAAGCUGGAGUUCCUCCAGUCGAUGAAGCGCCAGGUGACAACUCAGCUGCUGUUCAUCCAGUGGCUGGACAACUUCCAGGCGCACGCGCGCAUGGCCCUGCCCCCGGCGGACUUCGUGGUGGCCUCGAAGCGCCACGCGGGCCUGCUGUCCGCGCUGUUCGGAGCAGAGGACUCUGGGGCCGUGCUGAAAGGUGCGGAGUUCGGGCUCGGGCCAGUGCCGCCCUGGGUAGACGAGGAGCUGUUGCUGGAAGGCGCCGUGGCGGUGCAGCUCACCUCGCUGCCGCCGCCCAUGGCGAUGCCCGGGCCUACGCCUCCCAAGGCCGUCUUGGAGGAGGCGCCGCUGGCCAUCGCCAGGGACGACGAGGAGCCGGGCACUUCCUACCUGGAGGCCACGCCCCGAAAGCGUUCCAUGCGGCCGCCGGCCCCUGCGGGCAUCGGCGGAAUUAGCGACACCCUCUACGUGGAGGCGAAGGUGCCUUCUGAGCCGCCAGCGCUGGCAUUACCGGCGGACGCCGCGCCCGCGGCGGCGAAGGUGGGCGUGUUGGACGCUGCGGCGGUGUCAGCGGUGGAGCAGGUCCCGGCCAAUCAGAACACCCGCGCCGAGUUCGACGGCUACAUUUCCCAGGCGUUCGCAUACCUGGACGAGGCCCAAAAGCGCAUGCAAGCUCGCAUGGGCCUGCCAAAUGUGGCAGCGGCAGCUGUGCCCCCGCGCGUGGCGAGCCUGCAGCUGGCCACAGAGGUCUUGGUGCAGCUGCGCCAGGCGGAGAACGGCAAGGUCUGGGGCACGCUCCUCACUUUGCUGAGCUCCUGCCCUGGCGGGGAGCGUCAGGAGCUGCUGCUGCGCUGCCUGCGGGUUGCGGCGCCCAUCGGCGACACCGCGGGGCAGCUGGCCAGGUGCGUAGUGGAGGAUGACGUGCAGCGGACCCAGGUGCCUUCAUUGCUGGUGUCUGCCAACGGCCUGCACACAGCGCUGGUGCAGGCGUUGAUGCGACUCAGCGGUAGCUCCUUCAUGGAGAAGGAGCUGGUGAUGCUGGUGAAGGAGGUAGAAGCCAUGAGCUCAUCAGGCGGCAACUCCAUGCACCUUGCGGUGGACAGCUUCAUCAAGAGCAUGGUCCACGCCUUGCGCAGCGGCCAGGGCGAGGUGCAUCCCUCGCUCACCUCGGUGUGUCACCUGGUCUACUCUGCGGCGGAGGUGAAGUUCGGGAUCCUGGCGGCGCAAAACGCCGUGGGCACGCUGCUGGUGAGCAGAGUCAUUACGCCCAGCAUCCUCAGGCAGUCCACAGAGGGCGCAGAGCGCCUGGCGGAGCUCUCGCGGCUGCUGCAGCGCAUCGCCCACUUUGCGCACCACGACGAGGAGACCUCCCGAGGCCACGCCGGCGUGCCGGACCUGCACCAGGUCUUGAAGCACGUGGCGGCGCUUCGGGAGUUGGUGUCCCGAGUGCUGUCGCUGCCUCCUGAUGCUCAGAUGGGCCUGCCGGCCUCGACCGAAGACGCAGAGGCGGCGGCCGCCUGGAUCGUGGAGACCUGCCGACGCUGGGCGGGCCACGUGCCGGCGGAGUCGGGGGCGGACCCGCCGGGCCGGGCGCGGCAGCAGCAGCAGCUGCAGCUGGCGUGCAAGGGCCUGGCGCGCCUGGGGGAGCCUGCGCACGCUGCACAGGCGAUGCCGGACCCGCCCCGCGCCCUGGACCCUCGGGCGGGGGACUGGUGAAGGCCGCUGGCACUGAGAUCAGUCUGAGAUCGCCGCAAAGCGGGGGCAUGAAACGCAGCUCUGAACAGAGCCCAGGGUUCGCUAGUGCCACGGUCUUUGAGGAAGCUACGCGCGUUGGUGCUCUGGCUCAUUUGGCAAGCGUCCGGUGAUCGCCGAACUUCUCA